This is a messenger RNA of Podarcis lilfordi (Lilford's wall lizard), 265 nucleotides long. NCBI's taxonomy places the organism in Eukaryota, Metazoa, Chordata, Lepidosauria, Squamata, Lacertidae. The record is from the annotation of a GenBank genome assembly.
GGAAGGAUGUUAUUGCUCAGUGUUUCUAGGAAGAAGGAUAACCCUUGCAUUUCUAGACCGGGAUGCUCAUUCAAACAAAACUGCUCAGCGAGAAGGAGAAGAAACAGCAGAUGAAUAUGUCAAGCAGAACGCAGGCUGCAUAUAUCUGGUAUGGCUGAACAGUGAUAGUACCAGCAAGGGACCAUCUACAGAUGAACAAAAAGGUCACAAAUCUACCCAAAAUGUCAAAAGAAAUUGGGAGUGUGAAGAUAGUCGAGAUAUACUG